Alternaria viburni is the source of this 771-nucleotide messenger RNA. RefSeq lists its product as uncharacterized. The record is from RefSeq and is a predicted model, not a curated record. Bases 1 to 771 code for a protein of 256 amino acids. The transcript has 2 exons. Lineage: Eukaryota; Fungi; Ascomycota; Dothideomycetes; Pleosporales; Pleosporaceae. Gene Ontology annotation, molecular function: protein binding.
AUGACUUCAUCCAUUUCGCAACCUCAGUCACGCUUACUCCAGCUUCCCGGAGAAAUCCGUAAUGAGAUCUACGACUACCUGGUCGUCCGACAGCGAUACAUACACUUCAAACGACCUACAGCAGAUGCAAAUACUGCGACGCUCCGUGCGUCGAAUGACCAAAACACCCUCAGGAUAGCUUUGGGCCUAGUCCACACCUGCCGGCAGCUCCGCAAAGAAUUCCAACCCCUUCACCUAAAAGACGUCCAUGCAACGGUGAACAUUACCGAUAUCAACGAAUUCAUUGCAGACUUCAUACCGAUACCAGCGACCUGCACGAAUACGCUGUAUAUAAGAAUACCACGGUCCUACUACACGGUUAACCUCAUGCCACUUCUCCGCUUCCAAAACGCAGCUCCAUCUGUUAAGAUUAACCUUCUGGACCCUUAUCGGGCCCCUGAUGUUUUCGACCCUAUGCACGCUGACCGCGACGUAGACCCACACCAUAGCUUCUUUUGCUUUCUCACAGCCGUUCUUAUGGCCCUUGAGAGGACGGCGGCUUGGCGCACGUACUUUCGAGACGCGAUUGUUGACAUCACGGUGGAUCAUGCCGAGCAUUUCUCUUGGACCAUCAAGGUCAAGAAGGAGGCAAAAGAAGACUGGAUGCCUUGGAACGCGGCAACUUCACGAGAGGGCUCGUCCAGGCAACACCUGGCUGCUGCUUCGAUGUGGAAGAUGAGGAUUGGAAUGGGCCAUAUAAUCAUGCCAAACGUUGUCGUAGCCUCUGAUUAG